Mirounga angustirostris (Northern elephant seal) is the source of this 2592-nucleotide messenger RNA. It is a transcript of the gene AMER3, whose product is annotated as APC membrane recruitment protein 3. The record is from RefSeq and is a predicted model, not a curated record. Gene Ontology annotation, biological process: regulation of canonical Wnt signaling pathway. Gene Ontology annotation, cellular component: plasma membrane. Lineage: Eukaryota; Metazoa; Chordata; Mammalia; Carnivora; Phocidae. Gene Ontology annotation, molecular function: phosphatidylinositol-4,5-bisphosphate binding; beta-catenin binding.
AUGGAGCUGAAGAGAGGAAAGACCUUCAUCAAAUCCAGCCUGCAGAUUUCCCAUGAGAAAGCCCCAGAUCCAGCAGCCGCCACUCUGGCCAGGGAGGAUGCAAGUCCCUGGUCAGUCUCACCAGGAGGGCAACAGAAACCCCAGAGUGAAAGGGCCCCACAGGUUAGUCCCAGCGCCCAAGGAUAUGACAGAUGCUCCAACAAGGAAGCAAAGCCAGAACCCGAGGUGGGGGCUGCAGCCUUUUGUGGGGCCACCUUCAAACUGGUACAAAAGAGCAAGACUCAUGACAGUGUGCCUGGGGCUGGCAGGGCGAGCACAACCACAGGGCAGCUGGUGGGCAGUGCAAGCUUCCCAGGGCCCCCCAGCAGCCAGCGCAUGAUUGAUUACCGCCACUUUGUGCCCCAGAUGCCCUUUGUGCCCGCUGUGGCCAAGAGCAUCCCAAGGAAGAGGAUCUCCCUGAAACGACCUAAGAAGUGCUUUCGGAACCUAUUCCACAUUCGCAGAAACAAGACUGAGAACUUGGCCUCACUGGUGACCAAGGGGGAGAACCUGUCUUCCCCUCGGGGCCCAUCAGAGGCUAGUGGGCAGACAGGCAAAGCCUUCUUCCCCUUAGGUGAGGGACUGGGGCCCGACAGCCUGUUCCAGGACCUAUCUGACAAUGAGCUCCUGCCUGACUCUUCUGUUGACCUCUGCAGGGCCCUAUGUGAGGAUGUGGCCUCACUCAAGAGUUUUGACUCUCUCACGGGCUGUGGGGAGAUCUUUGCAGAUGAAAGUUCAGUGCCAUCCCUGGAACUGAAUGAGGGCCCAGAGAGCCCAACCCAGGUAUCACAGGCCCUUGAAAGCAAGGUUCUUAGGGGCCCCUUCCAGGGCAGUGUGGAACAGCCGGCAUCACCUGCCCAAAACGAGUUGUCUGACUUUGCCAAGUUCUGGGACAGUGUGAAUCACUCUGUGAAGCAGCAGCACCGUGCCCUACUGGAGCCAUGGCUGGGGGGUCCCCAGGGCACAGACACAGACCGGCCCAGGCUGGAUGCAGCUGGGCUUGCUGAGCUACCCCUGUGUCCCUGUAGGGACCCCCACAGUGGCUCCAAAGCCAGCUCCAUAGACACAGGUACCCCUAAGAGUGAGCAGCCAGAAUCCGUGUCCACGAGUGAUGAGGGCUACUAUGACUCAUUUUCACCUGGCCUUGAGGAGGACAAGAAGGAGGCUUCAAGUCCAGGCACACCAGCAGCCUUCCCCCGGGACAGCUACAGUGGAGAUGCCCUCUACGAGCUCUUCUAUGACCCCAGCGAGGGCCCUGUUGGCCCAAGCCUGGAUGAUGACCUAUGUGUGUCUGAGAGUCUGUCAGGGCCAGCCCUAGGAGCACCACUGUCCAUGUGCAGCUUCCAUGUGGGGGCAGAGGAGAACUUGGCCCCAGCACCAGGCCCAGACCUGCUCAGCCAGGGCUUUUUGCAAAGCUCCUGGAAGGGCAAGGAGUGCCUGCUAAAACUCUGUGACACCGAGCUUGCCAUCACCAUGGGCAUUAUCAACUGGCUUCGCCGUGGCCCUGAACUCCGCACCCCACCUGCCUCAGCCCCUGGAGAAACUGCAACCUCACCCAGGGGACAGGCAGAGAAGCUGGAGGGCAGGGGGGCUAGGGCUUCAGAUGCAGGUAGGACCGCUGUGGGCUCAGCACCCAGCAGGUGGGAGCUGUGGGCACAUUCGGGUCCCAAGGGCCUGCUUGCUGGAGAGAGCAAGGUCCUAGGAGGGCCCGAGCAGGGAACCAGCACUCUGUCCAGGGACCCAUCUCUGGAGUGUGUGCAGGUCUCUGGGGAAGGAAAGAUGCAAGGCUGCCAUGAAGGCUUGUUCUCCUCUGUGGGGUCUGCAGCCUCUGCAACAAAAGACACCUCUAGCAAAAAUAAGGUCCCAAACCCUUGGCCUGGCUUCCAGGAGCCCAGGCCUCCUGGGAAUCUGGAGUGUUUCCAAGGUCCCUGGACGCCAGGUCCUGGCGGAAGCACCCUCGAUGUAGAGCCCACCCUGACAGGCUGUGUGGCCCAGGUUGCAGCCCUGCACAUCCACCCAGACUGCCAGCCCCCUACUACACAGUCCCCAAGGCAGGACACAAGCAGUGAGUCCUGUAGGCACCCUCAGGCCAGAGGCUCUGAUAUUCUCCAGCAGAAACAGACUAACAGCUUCCCUCGCAUGCCGAUUGUGUGUGGCCUGCCCUCCCUGGCUAGUCCACUCCACAGCCCACAGGACCAGAGGUGCCCAGGCCAUGUCCUGGGCCUUAGCCAGCUCGGGGUGGAGCCCACCAGGAUGGAUGCCCAGGCUCAUCAUGCUUCUAUGGAUGACCAGCCCCUGCAGCUCAGUUCAAGGGCUGUGGAGCAGGCGAUACAUAGGGGCCAGCUAGAUUUGUAGCCUCUUGGCCCUACUAUCCAGCUGAGCCCCUGGGGCCAACUGCCAGGAAUCCUAGACAUCACCUCCAACAGCCAGUACAAGUGAGCCCCCUCUGCAAGUACCCCAGAAAGUUGCUACAGUUUCCUGGCCCAUGAAGGCUUCCUCUGCAACCAACCGGAAAUAGGAGCCCCCAGACGCAUGGCUGAGCCUCACCUAUAG